UUGUUAUUUAUUUAUCGUCUAAGUAAACAAUUUUUUUUCUGUUUGUUCAACUAUUUGAUUUCGUUGCAGCCAAACGAACACUAACGUAGAGGCAACUGUUUUGUCUUAUUCAUCUGCACUCAAAUUGGACCCACUGACAGUUCUAACUGUUCGUUUUGGCGUUUUCUGUGUUAUCUGUGUGCUUCUUAUAUGCCCGAUAUUGCAGCUUGAAAAAAACGGAGUCCUCGUAGUCUGUUGUUUUGUUGUUUCGAAGACUUGAUCGUCGUCGAUAUGUCUGAGAUAGUCAACGAAAACAGCAAGUCAUCGAAUCCGCCUGUUGAUGGCAACAAUGAAGGUAUAACAACCAAUGAAAUGGAAAAUGAAACAGGCGUUGAAGAAAAGGUUAAAGUAGUGAGAUUUAAGCAGCCAACACAUAAGUAUACCAAAGAAGCUCUGUUGGAAUUACAAAACUUGAGCAGUUCCAAAGUGCGCCCUAAAUUUUUAGACAACUUCCCUGAUUUGGAUUUAGAACUUGCUGGAAAAACUCGAAAGGGAAGUAGGCCUGUUGCUAGUGGAAAACCAGCUACUAAUAGUAAGACAGUAGCAUUUGAUUUACCGCCUUGGCAGAAUCAACCUACAGAAAAUGGUGAACUUAAAACUGAGAAAAAACCUCAGGAUGCUAAAGAUCGUCUGAAAAAGGAUCAAGAUAUAGUUUUGAGUCCUCAAAGGCGUAGUUUCAAUUCMGGUUGUUUUGUUACUAUGAAUGCCUCUAGUGGACCAAAACGUUCAAAUAGUCCUUUGAAUACAUCUGCUAAACAGUAUGUUGAAAGGGAGCCCAUUCGAGAACCUCGUCGAGUUGGCAGUGGUCGAUUAAUGAGUCGAGAUUCUUGGGAUUCUGGUUUUCGUCAGCCAGAAAAUGGAAUUGCAAAUAAUUACAAUUUUGGUAAAAGUGGCUUUCGUGAAUCUUCAUCUCAUAACUCAAUUGAACCUCGUAGAAAAGAUUUUGAGUUUGACAGAGGAGAAACAGAUCGUUAUAGAAAUUAUGAUCGCUUUAAAGGCUCUAGUAAUUAUGAUAGACGUCGAAAUGAUUCUUAUCGAACACAAGAAGAACCAGAAUGGAUGACAGAUGGCCCAACUUCUCAACAUGAUACUAUUGAAUUGCGAGGUUUUGAGGAUCCACCUGUUGACAAAACAAAAAAGAAAAAAGCAAAACCUGCUGCCCGUACUAAAAAGAAUUCAAUGGACUCUACAUCUACAGAAUCAGCAGCUGCUGUAAAAAGUGCUAAUGAAACUAAAACUAAGAAAACUAAAAAAGAAAAAGAUGAGGAUAAAAAGAAAAAGUCAACAGUUGAUAAACCAAAUAAUGAAUCUGAAGACCAAACAAAAAAAGAUUCUGAUUCAAUAACUGGAAAUGAGUUCAUUCAAGCCUAUGAUGCUGAACAUAAAACAAAUGACAAUGUGUUAAAUGAUUUCAAUAUUGAUGACUUCUUAAAGCCAGAUUACUUAAGUGAUAUAAUGCACAUUGAAGGGGAAACUGAUGGAAAUGUAGCUGGUUCACGAUUCCGUCAAUGGUUUACUACUCAUGAUAGUAGUCGUGCUUCGUCUGCUUCAACUGAAAUGUUAAAUUCUGCAACUAAUAAAGGUGCUGCAACAGAUAAUGCAGAAGAAGACCCUAGACAGUUAUCAUCAAUGCUCAUGGGAAUAGUUAAACAUAACAAUCAAAACGAAUCAAAAAAUUUAACAAAUGCAUAUGACUCAAUUACAUUGAGUGAAAACAAUAAACUUCCUCCAGCUAUUAUGGAUGUUAUUAAAGCCAGUGCACCUCAAUUGACUGAUCCUAAAGCCGCCAUACGUGAUUUAGAGGUUAAUGGUAAAGUUCAAAGUCUUGAAGAAAUUGAAUCUAGAUUGCGUAUGUCUAGUGGACAACAAAAUGGUUAUUCACCGCCACUUAACAAUAUUCAAUUCCAUGAAGAAUUGAAACUAAAGAAACUGCAAAAUAUGAAAAUGCCUCAAAAUGAGCACGAAAACUCUAACAAUGAUGGUCAUGUAACAAAUAGCUCUCAAAACUAUUCCAUAUUACAGAUGCUAAAUAAUGCCCAGGGUCCACAUAACUAUAUGGUUAACCAAGGUCAAAACCCUGCUGGUCAAUAUGGUUCUUCAAAUAAUUAUCGCAGUCAACAGCCUAAUAUGCAAGUUCCUAAUGAUCUUGUUAUGAAGCUCAUGGAAGCACAACAGAGCUGUGAAAACAUUUCAAUCUCUAAGCAAAUAGAAUCUAGUGCCUAA
Messenger RNA from Diuraphis noxia (Russian wheat aphid), 2262 nucleotides. RefSeq lists its product as uncharacterized. Gene Ontology annotation, molecular function: mRNA binding. NCBI's taxonomy places the organism in Eukaryota, Metazoa, Arthropoda, Insecta, Hemiptera, Aphididae. Gene Ontology annotation, biological process: negative regulation of translation. Gene Ontology annotation, cellular component: nucleus; cytoplasm. The record is from RefSeq and is a predicted model, not a curated record.